AUGCGUUACUCUCUCGCCAUCGUUGCUGCUAUUGCCGCCUCCGUCCAGGCCCACGGUGUCGUCUCUGAGAUCCAGGGUGCCAACGGUGUAAACAUGCCUGGUCUUUCCGUCCAGGAUGGUACUCCCCGUGACUGCGCCUCUCCCCUCUGCGGCUCUGAGGCUGAUACUUCCAUCAUCCGUACCCGCGAGAUGGGUGGCAAGGCUUCGGCUCUUGGACGCACUCAGGGUGGCGGUGCUGUUGACGCUGGUGCUGCUAUCGCCAUGUUCAUGGGAGGAGGUGCCGGUGGCGCUGCUACCGGCGCUGCUACUGGUGCUGGCGCUGCUACUGGUGCUGGUGCGGCUGCCAACAACAAGCGUGGUCUUCUCGACGCUCUUACCGGUGGCGCUGGAGGCGCUGGUGGUGCCGCUGGUGGUGCUGCUGCUGCAGGCACCAAGACUCCCAAGGGAACUACUGAGAAGGGUGUUGCCGCUGCCGCAGGCACUGGAGCUACCUCUGGUCUUCCCACCACUGCCGAUGACGGCACCAUCACCAUGACUUUCCACCAAGUCAACCAGGACGGUGCCGGUCCUCUGACCGCUCAGAUCGAUGCUACCUCCGGUGGAACUGACCCUGCCGCCUUCCAGGACGCCACUGUCACCCAGAACGUCCCCGGUAUCGGUAUUGGAGGUCUCUCUGCCGCUUCCGUCAUGGACUUCCCCGUCAAGGUCCAGAUGCCCGCUGGUAUGACCUGCCAGGGUACCGCCGGUGGUGCCAGCAAUGUCUGCAUCGUCCGCAUGCAGAACUCUGCCCUCGCUGGUCCUUUCGGCGGCUCCGCAGCCUUCACCCAGAGCACUGCCGCUAAGAAGCGCGCUGUUGAGUACAACCUCCGCAAGCGCCACAUGGCCCGCGGUAUCCUCGGAAAGCCUGAGUAA
Molecule: messenger RNA, 912 nt
Organism: Alternaria burnsii
Lineage: Eukaryota; Fungi; Ascomycota; Dothideomycetes; Pleosporales; Pleosporaceae
Exons: 1
Coding region: 1-912 (303 amino acids)
Source: RefSeq, a predicted model, not a curated record